Cydia fagiglandana is the source of this 1229-nucleotide messenger RNA. Its product is annotated as putative nuclease HARBI1. NCBI's taxonomy places the organism in Eukaryota, Metazoa, Arthropoda, Insecta, Lepidoptera, Tortricidae. The transcript has 6 exons. The coding region runs from base 277 to 1209 and encodes 310 amino acids. The record is from RefSeq and is a predicted model, not a curated record.
CAGCGGUAGAUGAUAGAAGACAAUUUGCAUAACAUGGUCGUUGGAUAACAUGUGUAUAAUUUGACAGAUUGUCCCAUUUUGACAGUUCAACUUAGUUAGUUUUAUCUAAGUGCCUCUUAGGUCACGACAAGCCUUGUCGUGGAUGCAGAGCUUUUGAAAAAAACCUAUUCUAAGAUAUAAAUUACCAGUAAGUAUCAGUUUUUCUAUGUUUUUAUUAAGAGUUAAUAGUUAAAACGUUCCGCUGCAUAUAAUAUUGUCAAUAUUUUCUUCGCAGGGAUGUCGAGAUUUUUUUUCUACCAGCACGCGGCUGCUGCGGAGGAAAAAGAAAGAAGAAAGAUUCAGCGCCGAACUCUAAGGGAUGCCGCAAACCCCUUCGAUAUGCCGGAUGAAGAGUUCCGGCAUAUAUAUAGAUUUCGGAAGGAGGUGGUUUUUUACUUAUGUGGAGAACUGAACGUGGACCUUCAGCCUCACAAUGGUGAUGGAUUGCCAACUCACUUUAAGGUUCUAACAGCGUUACAUCUGCUGGCUGAUGGAAAUUACCAACGUGGGACUGGUCAGGACCAUGGUUUAUGCAUUGGUCAAACAACCGUAAGCCGGUAUCUCGAUCAAUUUGUAGACGCUGUCAACAGAAGACUUAAAGACCAAUGGAUAAUAUUUCCUGGAAAUGAACGGUCCCGGCGAUCAGUUGCCACAGGAUUUGAGGAGGCAUACCGUCUGCCAAAUAUCUUGGGUGCAGUAGACUGCACCCAAGUGAAGAUAUUUCCUCCACCUCUGCCUCAUGGAGUGCAGUAUCUAAACCGCAAAGGUGUUCAUGCUCUUAAUGUACAGCUAGUUGCAGAUGUCAACUGCAAAAUCUUGGCAGUGAACGCAAGGUUUCCCGGCCGAGUGCAUGACUCGUUCAUAUUUAACAAUUCUUCCAUUAAGGAUGAAUUAAGAAGAUUGUACAACGGCCACAUUGGGGAUUAUUUCCUUUUGGGUGACUCGGGGUAUGCUCUCGAGCCAUGGCUCAUGACGCCAGUGUUGAAUCCUGCCCAGGGAAGCCCAGAAGCAAGAGAUCUUCCCGUGGAAAUCGUAGAAGAAAUUGAAGAAGGGGCUCCUCAAGAACUUCCUCAUCGUCAUGCCCAAAACGGACUCUUAUUAAGAGUGGCGCAGGAAAAGCGUGCGCGGCUAAUAAAUACAUAUUUUGCUUAUUACUAUGUUUUAUUAUGAUACAAAUACCUACCUCAUAU